AUGUCUGAGCCACGUCCAUACGAAGAAGAAGAAGAAAAGAAAGAAGAAUCAGUUUAUGGUGCUGAAUUAGACCGUAAGUUAAGAAUGUACGAAAAUGCAAUCCAGAUGGAACGUUACUACAUUUGUAAUGCGACACUGAAAUGUGGACAACUAUAUCAAGUCCACUGUGGUCUGAGUUCUGCAAGAAACUUUGAACUCGCCGUGAAAAUUGAGUACAAACCUGACAAUACUGGAAAUGUUCAAAUAUCAUUGAGCACAUUUGAACGGCCGAUGUUCGUGAAUCACUUAAAAUGGUUUAGGUUUGAAACGUUGGAGGCAGCAGCAGCAGCAUCAGUGGCAUCAAACGUUAAACUUACCUGUGACGAAAAUAUUGAAAUCUCUGGACUUGUAUGUGAUGGAAUCAAGUUUGUUACACUGUCCAAUGGUCAUGAUACUUUUUACUUUACACAACAAGAAAUGCAAGAAUUAGUGAGAAUUGACUCGACUAUUAGUUUUAGAAUUGAAAUAUUAAGUCCUAUCAAUUGUUUACACUAUUAUAAUAAUGUUCUAGAUACUAUAUGCGUCUUACUUAAAAACAGUAAGCAUAUUGUAUCUCCUAUAGACGUACUAAAGUCUUUUUAUGACAUAACAUCAAAUUCUAUUGAAGCGUAUUGUCUCAGAGAAUGUUUAUAUUUCAAUAUUGAUAAAGUAGGAUAG
Messenger RNA from Acanthoscelides obtectus, 696 nucleotides. The record is from the annotation of a GenBank genome assembly. Lineage: Eukaryota; Metazoa; Arthropoda; Insecta; Coleoptera; Chrysomelidae.